Nerophis ophidion (straightnose pipefish) is the source of this 3246-nucleotide messenger RNA. It is a transcript of the gene b3galt6, whose product is annotated as UDP-Gal:betaGal beta 1,3-galactosyltransferase polypeptide 6. NCBI's taxonomy places the organism in Eukaryota, Metazoa, Chordata, Actinopteri, Syngnathiformes, Syngnathidae. The coding region runs from base 245 to 1249 and encodes 334 amino acids. The record is from RefSeq and is a predicted model, not a curated record. Gene Ontology annotation, molecular function: UDP-galactosyltransferase activity. Gene Ontology annotation, biological process: glycosaminoglycan biosynthetic process. Gene Ontology annotation, cellular component: membrane. The transcript has 2 exons.
GAGGGCGGGGGGCUCCAUUUCCGGUUUCCUGCUCGCAUUACUAUGGGAAGAUGAAAACAUUCAUGAGCAGCUUUUCUUUUAUUUAUAGCACAUUUCGCUCCGUUUUAGCCAAAAAUGUGCACCGAGUGUGCAUAUUUUCGUGAAGGGAGUCCGCGGAGCACGUUUGGAUAGCAAGUCGGUAGCCGACGUCACCAUAGCCUCGGCCGAGCUGCUCCGCCCACUGAAGACAUUUCUGUCCAGCGCCAUGAACCUGGUCCGCCUGCUGUGCCGCCACAAGACGGCCCUGGUCCUCGGCAGCGUGUGCACCUUCGCCGUGGUCCUGGUCUUCUUGGCCAAAUGUACCCCAGAGACCCUGAAGCAGGGUCACGUGGACCCGCCAGGCAGAGCCCCACGUGCCAGCGCUGUCCAUCUGCCCGCGGAGCCACCCUCCAAGACCUUGUCGGCCUUCCUGGUGGUCCUGGUCACCACGGGGCCCAAGUACACGGAGCGCAGGAGCAUCAUCAGGAGCACGUGGCUGGCCAGGCGGGACUCGGAUGUUCUGGCUAUGUUUGUGGUGGGAACUCUGGGGCUCUCUACUGAAGACCUUCAGAACCUCAAGACGGAGCAAGGGCGCCACAAGGAUCUCCUCCUCCUGCCGGACUUGAAGGAUUCUUAUGAAAACCUGACCACCAAGGUCCUGCACAUGUACUCCUGGCUGGACCAGAACGUGGCCUUCAAGUUUGUGUUGAAAGCCGACGACGACACGUUCGCCCGCUUGGACCUCCUGAAGGAGGAGCUGCGGGCCAAGGAGCCCACUCGCCUGUACUGGGGAUUCUUCUCAGGCCGAGGACGCGUCAAGGCCGGCGGCAAGUGGCGGGAAAGCGCCUGGGAACUCUGCGACUACUACCUGCCCUACGCGCUGGGCGGCGGCUACGUCCUGUCCUCCGACCUGGUGCGCUACGUGCGCCUCAACGCCGCCUACCUGAAGACGUGGCAGAGCGAGGACGUGUCGCUGGGCGCCUGGCUGGGCCCUGUGGACCUGCGGCGGACGCACGAUCCGCGUUUCGACACCGAGUACAAAUCCCGCGGUUGCAACAACAAGUACUUGGUGACGCACAAGCAGAGUCUGGAGGACAUGCUGGAGAAGCAGCAGACGCUGCAGCGCGAGGGGCGGCUGUGUAAGGAGGAGGUCAGGUUGCGACUGUCCUACGUUUACGACUGGAGCGUGCCGCCCUCGCAGUGCUGCCAGAGGAAGGAGGGCGUGCCUUGACUGCUCGCCAAGACAAGACCUCUAAGGCUUUACAAGUCAAGCAAAAUGUUGUUCAUUUGGAUCAUUUCCUCAAAUCCGUCUCCGGGCGCACCCAAAUAAAUACCAAGGAUUGGAAUCCAACCACGCUAUAUUAUCAUAUGUCAAGUCGUGUACCCUGUUUUCCACUACUAUUCCCCCCACGCUUUGAUCCUAGCGGCUUAUCAAAUGACGUGGCUAAAUGAUGUUUUUGUUUUCAACAAAUACUUUUCAUAAAACAGACAUCCAUCCAUCUUCUUCCGCUUAUCCGAGGUCGGGUCGCGGGGGCAACAGCCUAAGCAGGGAAACCCAGACUUCCCUCUCCCCAGCCACUUCGUCUAGCUCUUCCCGGGGGAUCCCGGGGCGUUCCCAGGCCAGCCGGAAGACAUAGUCUUCCCAACGUGUCCUGGGUCUUCCCCGUGGCCUCCUACCAGCUGGACGUGCCCUAAACACCUCCCUAGGGAGGCGUUCGGGUGGCAUCCUGACCAGAUGCCCGAACCACCUCAUCUGGCUCCUCUCGAUGUGGAGGAGCAGCGGCUUUACUUUGAGUUCCUCCCGGAUGGCAGAGCUUCUCACCCUAUCUCUAAGGGAGAGACUCAAACUCAUUUCGGCCGCUUGUACCCGUGAUCUUAUCCUUUCGGUCAUGACCCAAAGCUCAUGACCAUAGGUGAGGAUGGGAACGUAGAUCGACCGGUAAAUUGAGAGCUUUGCCUUCCGGCUCAGCUCCUUCUUCACCACAACGGAUCGGUACAACGUCCGCAUUACUGAAGACGCCGCACCGAUCCGCCUGUCGAUCUCACGAUCCACUCUUCCCUCAUUCGUGAACAAGACUCCUAGGUACUUGAACUCCUCCACUUGGGGCAGGGUCUCCUCCCCAACCCGGAGAUGGCACUCCACCCUUUUCCGGGUGGAGUGCCACAAACACAGACAGAGAUGCUGAAAAGGUGUGUUCUUGUUUGUGCGCCAUCUUUUAGGACGAGUCCGCUCACUGCGGGUACUUCGUGUAUCGCGACUUGAACCGGAAGUAUGUCCCGUUUUGUCUACUAUUUGUCCAUAUGGAUUCUUCAUUCAUCACUACAUUACAAUGUAACUAAAACAAUUCUUACUUACUGAAGUGUCUCAUGUGUGAUGUGUGUAGAAGUGUUUUCAUGCAUAUUUGUACAUGCUAUCCUAAUGUCAUCAAGCUAGCGUCGUUAGCAUUAGCUAAUAACGCUAACACGUCCAGAAGAAAGUCUGUGUUAGUGUUAUUAACUUACAGCGGCAUUCUUUUUGUAUUGUUUCACCAAAAUGUCAGUUUAGCUGUUGGGGUGGAUCAGCCGUUUUACUGCCCUGUUGCAGAUGCUCUUUGGAAACUAUUAAGCUAUUACAAAAUUGUAGCCUAUCUCGGCGGCAUUCGUGCAGAAGGUGGGGUACAAGUCACCACCUUGUCAAUCAAUCAAUCAAUGUUUAUUUAUAUAGCCCUAAAUCACAAAUGUCUCAAAGGGCUGCACAAACCAUUACGACUACGACAUCCUCGGAAGAACCUUUGGAGGUGGGAGGGGCCUAUCCCCAGGUGCAUGUCUUUGGAGGUGGGAGGGGCCUAUCCCCAGGUGCAUGUCUUUGGAGGUGGGAGGGGCCUAUCCCCAGGUGCAUGUCUUUGGAGGUGGGAGGGGCCUAUCCCCAGGUGCAUGUCUUUGGAGGUGGGAGGGGCCUAUCCCCAUUUCAUGUCAUGUACAUUGACUCCAUCCAGACUGCAUACUGAGUGAACAUCAGAGGCCACCAUAAAUACUAGUUUCCUGGACACGUUUAGACUUUGUACUCAACCAAGCCAAUGUAGGAAUAUUUAGCAAGUUGACUUCUCUGCAGGACAUAAAGCCUGUAUUCUCAAAGUCCAGCAUUGGAAAAUAUGCUUUUGCAAGAGUGUGGAAGAUUUUGUUGUGACUGUGAGAUUUAAAUUGUUGUCAUUUCUUCUGUAUUGUUGUAUUAAAGCUGCUGUUGACUCA